Molecule: messenger RNA, 549 nt
Organism: Arabis nemorensis
Lineage: Eukaryota; Viridiplantae; Streptophyta; Magnoliopsida; Brassicales; Brassicaceae
Source: the annotation of a GenBank genome assembly
AUGUUUGAAUAUAAAGAGGGGUUGCAAUUGGAGCAGCGAUGCAGACUAUUUGAGAAGAAUGCUUCGAAGAACAUCGAGGGAAUCACUGCAAACCCAAAAGAGGCAAGCAGAGAGGAAACAAAUCUUAAACUUAUGCAACGAGUAAAAAUCCAGCAAGUUGAAGACCAAGGUAAGUCUUCUAGAUCUAAAACUACACAAGAGCUGACAUGUUACAGGUGCAAGAAGCAAGGACACGUUGCCAAGUUCUGCCCCACAAGGAAGACUACCACAAAAACAGAACUGAUACAACAAAUCUUAGGUUGUGAUCCGCAAGUCAAUGUAAAACCACAAACGGAUCCCCUCAAUGGGAAGAUAAUCUUAGACGAAACUCAACCUCAAGGAGAACUAGCACCAACAAUAAUCACACUAGCUUCUCAGGGAGGAUGGUGGGACUGUGACAUGGAAGGUGUGGAUUCAGAAGAAGUAGGACAUAGUGAAGUGUGGGAAGGAGUUGGUUCGAUCACAUAUAGAAAGGAUCAAUUUAGCAUUAAUUAUAUAUUUUUAUAUUGA